This is a messenger RNA of Apis florea (little honeybee), 3824 nucleotides long. It is a transcript of the gene Bug22, whose product is annotated as cilia- and flagella-associated protein 20. Lineage: Eukaryota; Metazoa; Arthropoda; Insecta; Hymenoptera; Apidae. The record is from RefSeq and is a predicted model, not a curated record.
AAUUGAUUAUUUGUAGUAAACUUUGAUGGAUAUUUAUAACAAUUAUAUACAAGAAUGGUACAAAGUGUAAACAUUAAUACAUAAAUAAAUACUAUAAUUUAAAUCAUGUUUUCUACACUUAAAUAUGUAAUUACAUCAUGAAAUAAUAAGUGGUGAAACAAUUAUUGGUGCUUGAUCAAGAUUGUGAUCCUAACAGUGGUUUAUUGAUUCUAUUAUAUUUAUUAUAACAAUUUCAUUGAUAGGACCACAAUCAAUAAACAAAAUGUUUAAACAUCAUGAAUAAAAUGGUCAUUUUCCAGAGAGACGUGGUUUAUGAUCAUGAAAGCAUUAUAGAAAUGUUAAGCGAAAAAUAUUGAAAUCUGAGAUGAAAUGCGGCCAUCUCCUAAUUUCUCUAUUUAAUCCUUGGCUUUCUCUUAUUCUUGCGAAUAAAAUGUCUGUUAUGUCUUAUUACCUACUAUGAUCGCGUACAAUGAACAAUUUUACGAGUCUUCAUUUAUAUAGAUCUAAAAAUAAUUUUGGUAGAUUCAUCUUAUUUCAUAAAAUAUUUCAUAAAUUAUUUCAUAAAAUUCUUUUACCGUUUUGUUGAGCAAAGCGGGAUUCUUAAUAAUCAUUAAUUUUGAAAUUGUAUAUAACAAUUAAAACGAGUGUAUUUUUUUGAAAUGAAAUUUGAUUAGAAAUUUUAAGGAUUUAUGUGUAUUAAGUGUCUCCAACUGAAAAAUCAGUUUUUUUAUGAUCAUAACAUUCACGCAAAUGAAAAAAAAUAUUUAGGAAUUUCUAUUGCUUUAUUAAAUCAAUAUUAUUACACUGGUUUACAAGAUUAAUUACAGAUAAGUGAUAACAAAUGCAAAAGAUUUGACAAUUGGUUGGGGACUCUUUAAAAGUAUUCGGAUAUUCUACCAGUUUCCGUUUUUCAAAUUUGUAAAAUUAAAAAAAGGUAAUGUGAUAUAUUCAUAUUAUUGCCCCAAUUUGCUUUUCUAUGGGGCCUAGAAGCAUUCUGGGGUUAUAUUCGUGUUUUACAAGAUAUUGAGAAGUAGAGGACAUUCAAAUUUUCAUACAUCCAUUAUCUAAAACGAAAAUAAAUCUGGAUGUAUUGGAAAUUACAAAUAAAAUGGUAAUAAUUCAAAAUUUGCCUCGUUGAGUCAUAAUUAUUAAAAAAAAUAUAUUUAACUUGGUCAUAACGAAAAAACAACAUUAAGAAACAACGUUGUCAAAUUUUGUCUUAUUGCCAAAAGUUUAUAACGAUAAACUAUUAAGUUGAUACAAAAAAUAUCCAAUAAUGAAUAAAGAUAAUGUCGAAUAAUAAAUGUUCUAUCUAUAUAAGAACAAAGAAAAUAUAAUAUUAUAUUUCUUGCAUAAAGACUUAUCUUAUAUUCAUUAUUCUCAUCGUAUCAUUUUAUAGGGGUUUCUUAAAUAUUAAUGAAUCUUAAAAAAAACAUACACAAGUAAUGUUUCAAUACGAUUAAUUUUCCACAAUAUGUAAUAUGCUCCUCCGUAUCACGGAGAUAGAAGAAAAGGAUUGCUUCUAUCAUUUAUAAUACUUUUUUCUUUCAGAUAACCUUUCGUAACGCGAAACCUUCCGAAUAAUUUAUAGGUCACUCGAGGACGAGUUAAUGAAUGUUCCUUUUUCUGAGAUAUCGCUUCAUAGGUGGGCCUUCCUUCUUCACGUGGGAUUCAGUGUUCCAAAUAAAAGAACAAGGAAAACGAGUCAUGAUAAGACUCUUUCACAUAAUUAUUUCGGUAAAAAAAAAAAAGAAAGAAACAUGAAUCCUACGAAAGUGUACCCCUGUUGCAGGACCUAUUUUAUCCGCGUAAACUGUAAUACAAUAGUUAUAGUGGUAACAAUAAGUAAAUAAAGUAUUAAUUAUUAAGAUAUAUAAAAUGGAAAUAUCUCGACGAAAUACAAAAAAUAAAUGUGAUUCUAAGAGAUAACGCGGAUGCAUUAGAAUAAAAGAUCAUUCUAAAUACUUAUUUUGCAAGUAACGCUUUUCUUUAAAAUCUGUAAUUAUCGGACAGUUAUACUAUUGGUACAUGAAAAUUAAUAUAUCUGAUUAUUAUUAAAUCAUAAAUAUAUAUUUUGUGUUUCAUUUAUCGAUACAUAAAUGCACAAAAAUUUCAAUAUUUUUAAUAUUUUCAGUACAUAAAACAAUUUGCCGUUUAUAUUCGAAUAAUUAAAAAAUUUAAGUUUGUUUGAAUCGUGUACCGAUAGUUAAAGAAAUAAUUUCCAAACUAGUAAAAAAUGCGUAUAGCUCAUUCAAAAAUUUCUAUAAAAAAUAAUUGAAACAAUAUAUUAAUUUACCUUAUGAUAUUGUAUAUGUUUAUGUUAAAGAAGUAAUUAGAACAUGCUUUUCUAAUAAUGGAAGAAGAAAUCAUAAUCAUACGAUUAUUGUUUUUAAUGUUGUGGUAUAGAAAUGAAAGUUGUGCUUAAUAAUAAAUUAGUCACUUUGUUUCUCUUCAUUCCUCAAGAGAAUAUAGUCAUAAAAUAUAAUUUUGAGUAAUAUUAAUCAAAAAAAAAGUGCGAUCGGAUGAAAAAAAUUAAGUAAUACAGUAAAAUUAUGACAGUACAGAUUUUACACUGAUAAAGUUUUUUAUGGCGAAAAAUGGUUAUAUCUGUUUUAAAAAAAUGAUUGUUUAAUACAUAGAUAUUUACUGCUUAUUUAAACUUUAUCGGUUUGUAUUUGACAUCAAUAAACGAUUGUAAAAAUGUUAAAAUGUAUUAUAUUCAGUUUUUUAAAUAAUCGCAAAUUAUAUUUUAAAUUCUUAAUAUCUCGAAUGACUAAAAUCGAUACAUUCGAGAUAAUCGAUUGAUUUCCGAUGUCGCUGUAAAUCUAACAGCAACAUUGAUCAAACACAAAUGUUAUAGGUUAUGUUUAUCGCUAAAGUUAUUUAGCAAAUAAAAUUUCUCAAAAAACAUGUCGAUAUAAACUACAGAUGCUUUUUUGUUAACUGAAUGAUGUUGAGUGUUAUGUGAGAUUUAUUACUUCAAAAAUAAAAUCAUUUAAAUCAUGUAACUUCUUAGUGAAAUUCACAUCAUAAAAUGAAAGGUUAAGUUGUAGAUAAAACGAAAGCAUAAAAUUCUUUGAAUUCUCUAAACGCAUGUUUUUUAUAAAGAAAAAUAACUGAAAAAAUUUUUGUAAAAACUGACGAAGAAAUAAGCAAGUGAACAUGUUUAAAAACACUUUUCAAAGUGGAUUUUUGUCAAUUUUGUAUAGUAUUGGUAGCAAGCCAUUACAAAUUUGGGAUAAAAAAGUAAGAAACGGGCACAUAAAACGAAUUACGGAUAAUGAUAUACAAAGUUUAGUACUGGAAAUAUUGGGUAGUAACGUCAGUACUACAUAUAUAACAUGUCCAGCAGAUCCCAGAAAAACAUUAGGUAUAAAAUUACCAUUUCUAGUGAUGAUAAUUAAGAAUUUAAAAAAAUAUUUUACAUUUGAAGUUCAGGUAAUUGAUGACAAAAAUGUACGCCGUAGAUUUCGUGCUAGUAAUUAUCAAUCUACAACUAGAGUAAAGCCAUUUAUUUGUACAAUGCCAAUGAGAUUAGAUGAUGGAUGGAAUCAGAUUCAAUUUAAUUUAGCUGAUUUUACUAGACGUGCAUAUGGAACAAAUUAUGUGGAAACAUUAAGGGUUCAAAUCCAUGCAAACUGUAGAAUACGAAGAGUAUACUUUUCUGAUAGACUAUAUUCAGAAGAUGAAUUGCCAGCAGAAUUUAAAUUAUUUUUGCCAAUUCAGAAUAAGGCAAAAUGUUAAUGUUAGUUCUAAUUUUUUAACACUUUACAGAAAAAUGUUUAAGAAAAGACAAGAAUAAACUAUAAAUAUUUAUAAAUUAA